This is a messenger RNA of Talpa occidentalis (Iberian mole), 1129 nucleotides long. RefSeq names its product RAB20, member RAS oncogene family (gene RAB20). Bases 1 to 702 code for a protein of 233 amino acids. Gene Ontology annotation, biological process: intracellular protein transport. Gene Ontology annotation, cellular component: endomembrane system. The transcript is spliced from 2 exons. The record is from RefSeq and is a predicted model, not a curated record. NCBI's taxonomy places the organism in Eukaryota, Metazoa, Chordata, Mammalia, Eulipotyphla, Talpidae. Gene Ontology annotation, molecular function: GTPase activity; GTP binding.
AUGCGCAGGCCGGACGGCAAGAUCGUGCUCCUGGGCGACGUGAGCGUGGGCAAGACGUCGCUGCUGCGGCGCUACAUGGAGCGGCGCUUCGCGGACGCGGCCAGCACGGUGGGCGGCGCCUUCUACCUGAAGCAGUGGCGCUCGCACCACAUCUCGCUCUGGGACACGGCAGGGCGGGAGCAGUUCCAUGGCCUGGGCUCCAUGUACUGCCGGGGGGCGGCCGCCAUCAUCCUCACCUAUGACGUGAACCACCUGCAGAGCCUGCGGGAACUGGAGGACAGGUUCCUGGGCCUGACCGACACGGCCAGCACCGACUGCCUCUUUGCCAUCGUGGGCAACAAGGUGGACCUCAGUGAGGAGGGGCCGGCGGGCCAGGAGAGGGAUGGGCAGGGCCCUGGGUCGGCCUGUGGCGGUGGCGCCUCGCCCAGGGUGGCCAGGCAGGUGCAGCCGGAGGACGCGCUGGCGUUGUACAGAAAGAUCCUCAAGUACAGGAUGCUGGACGAGAAGGAUGUGCCGGCCGCCGAGCAGAUGUGCUUUGAGACCAGCGCCAAGACCGGCCACAACGUGGACCUCCUGUUUGAGACCUUGUUCGACCUGGUGGAGCCGGUGAUCCUGCAGCACCGGGCAGAGCAGCCGCCGCAGACCGUGGAGCUCAGCAAUCACAAGCCCCCCGGACGGACCAAGUCGGGGUGCUGUGCCUGACCUGCGCCCCUGGCCGGCCCGGGCGCUGCGGCAGGAAGGCCUGGGGGGUGGGGGCUCCUCCCACUGCAGGAGACCCCGGGCGAGGACGCUGGGUGUGGGCUAGCCAUGGUGUGCAGGGAAGCGGUGGCUGCGAAUCAUCAGGAAACCCCCGCAGAAGCAGUCCCGGCACAUGCCCCCCAGUCGAUGUUACCCGACCCCUGCGGGCUGACAGGUGUGCCUGCCCCUGCACAGGGGUGCCUGUGCCCCAAAGUGUUUCUCUUCACUGUGAUUUACCUUUGGCCCCAGUCCAGUCCUUGAUGCUGAGGUGCCAUUGAGGGCGGGUGUUCAAUGUAUACAAAAUCAGAAUUCUGUGCUUACGUGGGCUGCAGCGCCGUGAGUCAGAGAAUUAAACACGACUUGGGAGCCAACGUGUGGAGACUGUGAUUUA